AUGCCAGAAACAACCUCCCCGGGUAAAAGCAAAAUCUUCAAUCAAUCCACGGCGCACAAGAAGCUCAGUGUGGAGGGGGGGGGGACCAGUAAGGACUUCAGGAAGGGGCAGAAGCAGGGGGACCUGGAGAUCUGGGACCCUGUGGACCAGCGCUGGAACAGGCACUACUGUGUGAUCUCUGAUGACAAGCUGUACUACGCAGAGGAGACCGAGGAGGAGGACGAAGACCCCAGGAAGUACCAGGACCUGCACACCUCAGAACCGUGGUUCCAUGGUCGCAUGAAGGAGGGCCGGCAGAUGGGCGAGCGGCUGAUCCUGGACUACUGCACGGAGAACGGAGGAACAGACGGAACCUUCCUUGUGCGACAGAGCGAUACCUACGUCACAGACUUCACCCUCUCCUUCUGGCGCAUGUGUGGGCGGCGUCCAGCCACUGCUCGUAUCGCUCGGUUCAGAAGGGGCCCCGCGCUCCAGCGUACUUCUUCCUGA
Molecule: messenger RNA, 489 nt
Organism: Notothenia coriiceps (black rockcod)
Lineage: Eukaryota; Metazoa; Chordata; Actinopteri; Perciformes; Nototheniidae
Product: 1-phosphatidylinositol 4,5-bisphosphate phosphodiesterase gamma-1-like
Exons: 5
Coding region: 1-489 (162 amino acids)
Source: RefSeq, a predicted model, not a curated record